This is a messenger RNA of Hordeum vulgare subsp. vulgare (domesticated barley), 3654 nucleotides long. RefSeq lists its product as uncharacterized. The record is from RefSeq and is a predicted model, not a curated record. The transcript is spliced from 3 exons. The coding region runs from base 54 to 2414 and encodes 786 amino acids. Lineage: Eukaryota; Viridiplantae; Streptophyta; Magnoliopsida; Poales; Poaceae.
CUGCCCAACACAAAUCGGACCACCCCCCCACCCCCCCUCUCCGGCGCCCGGCGAUGGAGAUCCCAACGGCCACAAUCCAUCGCCUCCUAUCCUCCAUUCGAGAGGGCACCACCGCCGCGCCCCCUGCCCCUCCCUUCCCCUCCGUCGCCGACGCCGUCGCUGCCUUCGAAGCCGAUGCCUCACCGGAGCUCCUGUGCGGGCGCUGCGGCGCAGCGGGCGGCCUCCUCCGUGGCGCGCAGUCCGCCAUCUGCGUCUACUGCGGGUCUCCUAGGCGGGGGGAGGGCGAUGGUAUCGCCUUCCGAGGCAGUGCGGCCUACCAGUGGUUGCUCGGCUCGCUCCGGCUCGAUGGAUCUGCUCUCGUAGAAUUUGAUGGUGACUCUACAGAUUCAAAUAAAAGCAAGGAAAAGCCAAAGGGUGGGUUGGUUUUAUCUGAUCUUCUGGACUUAAAACUUACCUGCCCCCCGGAGAAUAGGGAAAUAUCUGGAAGUUCCACAAGCGGCAAACAACCACCAGUUGCAUGCACACUAAAUUUUGCUGGUGUUAACCUGGACUCAUUUUCCAUUGAAAGGAAAAAGGAGAUAGCUGCCACAGCCGUUGCUCUUCCUCUAAAUCAUACUAUAGUGCAGGAAAAGCAUAGCAGUAGUCAUGAAUCCAGUAGCUCAGAGGUGCAUAUUACAUCGAAAGGCUUUGAUUCCUUCCAGACAAAAACAGGUUCUCAAAGCACAAAUCAGAUGGAAGCUACUACAGCAUUUGCAAAUUGGGAUGCUCACUUUCAGUCUACUGGCUCAGAAAGUGUUGUUGGAGACUCCAAGCAACUGGACCUAUUUAAGAGCGCUUCAGUUGCCGAGCCUUCUAAUUUUCCAGUUUCUGGGACUGCCAUGGGACCGGUAUUAGCUGCUGGAAAUCAAACAAACAUAGAUUCAGAAGAUUUAGCUUCAGCAUUAAAUGUAGACAACCUUUUCAUUCAAAAGGCUGUCCCAGCUAUUGCGGAGACUAACGUUAGGAUCGGUGCUGGAAACAGUGUUGCUGAGUUCACUGGGUCCUCCCUUGACAAGAAUUCAGUUGAGAGCAGUGAAUUGUCUGGAAGGAGUGACAUUGGAGUCAGUAUUGAUGAAGGUUUUGAUGACUGGCAAGAAUUUGCAGAAGGUGGAAAUCAGGGCAUACUACCAAAUGUCGGAGAGCAUACAGAGAUGCCUUCAGAGAGCGACUCACAAAUAAAAGGAACGGACCCCUUGCCUGUAAGAAGCAUGGAAUCACCCAACAAUGUUUCAGGUGAUUCUGAUGAUUGGCAAGAUUUUGCACAAAGUUCUGCUCAAGGAGAUUCAGCGAAACUAGUGGAAGGAUCAUCGUGUGGUCAAGGAGGAGAUGGUUCAGGAAAUCCAGUUGCAGAAACAUCCAUUUCUCUAGAACAUUCUUUAGAAGCUCAUGCUGUUGAUUUAUGGCCUGUCGGUAAUGUCAAAGAACAUAAUUCUACAGAAAUUGGUAAGCAAACUGAUGAUUCUUUUGAUGACUGGCAAGAUUUUACCACCCCUGGUCAAGCACAGGUUGCCUCAUUCAAUGAAAGUGGACAAUUGGCGGAAGUUUCACCUGUGAGUCACAGAGAAAUAGAUGUGAACACAUGGUUCACAGAAAAUUCCAAGGAAUCAAGGUGCACUGACUUAGUGAAUAGGAAUAAUAUCAUGCUUGAUGAUUGGCAAGGUUUUGCUGGUUCAGAUCAAAUACAGCAAAGUUCAUGUAAUGUAGGUGGAGAACUGAUGGAUAUUUCAUUCGAGCAGCUUCAUGGAACUGGCCCUGUGCAGUUAUCGGCAAAUGCCAGCAGUAACAAAACUACAAAUAUAGUGGAAGACAAUACAUUUGAUAUUUGGCAAGAUGUUGCAGCACCGUCUGUGCCUGCUAAAGAAAUUGACUCCAUGGAUUUGUGGCUAACCAGCAAUAUCAAGGAAUCUAACAGUUGCAGCAAAGAUGUUAAUGGAAUUCAUGACUCACCCGAUAAAUGGCAAGAUUUUGCUAGUUUUGGUCAAGCACAGGGAAAUAUGAAAAUUCCUGUGGACAGACAGUUCGUCAAAGAUCCUUCAGUAACUGAAUCUGUGGACUUGUGGUCUUCAAGCCAUAAAGGGCAGUUUAAGAACCCUGAGCAGAUAAAUGCAAAUAAUGACCCAUUGGAUGACUGGCAAGAUUUCAAAAACUUCCCUGAGCUGGAAACAAGCUUACAAGGUCGGCCAGGUGCUCCAUUGUCUGAUAAACCCUCAGUAUUGACGACUGAUAUGACAGGGCUGGAGUUUGGAAGCUUUGCACAGUCUGCUCCAUCCCAAUGCCAAGUACAUAAACAGGAUAAUUCUAAUGAAGCAAAUGCAGCUCCACCUGGUGAACACGAAAGGAAAUAUUGGAUCCAGUCAUUGCCUAAUAGAGGAUAAGGUGCGGGAGCGGGACACACCUCAACCGGAGAUAUUGCCGUGUGCCUUGAUUCCCAGGUCGUGAUGAGGUUGAAUAUAACAUCAUGGUUGCUCAAGACUCUGGAGAGCUUAGUCCUUCCAACAUCCAUUGAUAUGACGUAGGGUCGCUGCCUGAGGUGGCAUCCCGUGAAGUCGCCCACAAUCUAUGGGUACUGAGGCGAUGAACCAUUCAUGUUUGUCUUGGUCUUUCGGGGUGGUGUGCCUGGCGAGUGAAGUCGUCAAGGAACUAUCAUGAAGUGGUGACUCGGUGCAAUUCUUCGAGUCGUUAGACGGGUUACUCUCUUGUGUGCCCCCUAAGCCUGUGUUGUCGCCAAAGUUGUGUGGGUCUUUGGUGGUCCAUCCAUUAGCAGGUGUGUUUUGUCUGGCAUCGAUGAAGUCAUCCCCAAAGAUUACACGCCGGGCGAGUGGUGAACCCCUGUCGAGUAUUCACCUCCUCCUAUCAUUGGAUUCCAGUUCGCUAGAGACUUUGAUCCUCGGAUGCCCGCUGGGCGCGAAAGUGCUCGCUUGUUCCUUGUCUAGAGGUGUUGUUAGAGCUAUUCUCUGUCCGGCUUCCCAUCGCUUGUGCUUUGUGAUGCGCUCUCCUCUAUCCUCCUAUUGGCAGGGUGAUGACGAUUGCCUGUGGUUGGUUAGAGACCAAGCUAGCCCUUUGCUGCUCGUGGAUGAAGCGACUUUCAAUGGGCCCUGUCCUUUGGAGGUUAUUGUAGCGACGUUCACCACGGUCUGCCUAGUGCUUGCAAUCUCCAGGAACCUAGAUUCGUGGUAGUCCCCGGGUGCCUUAGUGGUUGGGAAACGAAGGUAACUGAUCCCACGAGCGACUCAUCACUUUGCCUCGUGCUCAUCUUACUCGUAGCUGUCUUUGUUGGAGUCGCUUGUAUCCACACAAUAUCCCAAGAUGGUAUUGCCCUAAGCGAUUUCUUAAGUCGAUCGCAACUUUCCAUUGAGUAAUUUGCUCUUUUGUGGUAGGCACACCAAGUCUUGGGUGGCGGGAGCUUCUUCCUCUUCCUUAUCUGCAUGGCACCUAGGUGACGCCUUGGUGCCUCUUGUGUGUCGCUUGGGAGAGCAGACGGUGUGAUCUGGUUCCAAGCGCCCCAAAGGUUCUGCCCGUCGCCAGGUCUUGUUUACCCAAGUUACUCUGGUUGUCCCGACUGUUAGGAAAGCAACUUAUCAUUAUUGAAGGCCCAAGGGGCAUAUAUAUAUUACA